CGUCUGGUUUUAACUAUCACAGGGGGGUUUGACGGCGAUAGGAAAGAAUAAGAUAAUGAGAGAAAAUAGGCGUACGCAAAAUGUGUCCUCACGUCCUGUUUUUCACUUCCUCCUCAAUGGUCGUGAAUGAACCAGUUUCGGACGGUCUUGUAUGCGCAUGGAAUAUACCACAGCACAUUGUCAAUAUUGCACACGCGCCCUUUCUGUGGACACUUUACAGGCCACAUAAAUUGUAGAAGACAUUGUGCGCGGUGAAAUUCUGAAUCCGUAUUUUUCCCGCAAUAUGAGUGAUUUCUGAUAGUAAGAGGCCAGAGGGUUCUGUGGGACCUUUAAACACUUCUGACAGGAUGGAGAAGAAAGACGUGAAGAUCAUCAACCAGGGCCUGGAGGACGAGAUGGAGGUGUGGGGUUACCGGCCGUGCCCCUGGAAGAUGGUUCUGGUGGCCGUUGGGGCGGUGUGCACUGGGGGGCUGCUGUUUCUGGUGCUCUACUGGCUGCCUGAGUGGGGAGUGAGAGGGACCUGCACACGGACCCCCUUCAUCAGGGAGUCCCAGACACUGCUGCUAAGAUCCACGGACGAGUUUAGGAGAUGGUUCCGGGCCAAGGUACAUGUGAUGCUAGCUCCUGGAAAGAGACCCUUUGACGGUGUCGAUCUCCUAAGCCCUCUGCACAUACCUAAUGGGGACAGUAUACACUCCUUCAGUGCCCUCCAAGAUGAGCUUCAGGGAAAAUACAUCCAUAUCCAGCCAGUUCAGGUUUGCUACUUCACCCACCACAGCACAAAAUACUACUGGAAUGAUCUGCUUCAGAAUUUUGAAGUGUUUAAAGGUUUGGAGGAUGUCAGGGUGACUUGUUCCAGCAUCCACACUGACCACAGCUCUGGUCUCAGCAAACUACUUCAGGACUACAGGAGACUGUUCUUUGAAGUGAAUGAGAUAGCAGUUAAGGUGCCAUCUGUGUUCAAGCUACUCAUAAAAGAGGUCCUGAAUCCGUUCUACAUAUUCCAGCUCUUCAGCGUGAUUCUGUGGAGCAUUGAACAGUAUUACUACUACGCCGCUGCCAUAGUCUUCAUGUCUGUCAUAUCCAUAGCUACCUCGCUGUACACCGUCAAGAAGCAAUACAUCAUGCUGCAUGACAUGGUGGCGACACACAGUAUUGUACGUGUCUCAGUGUGCAGAGGGACUCUAGAUGUCGAGGAGGCCAUGUCCACAGAGCUGGUCCCCGGUGAUGUCAUCGUCAUCCCGUCCAAUGGAAUGAUCAUGCCCUGUGACGCCGUGCUGGUUCAUGGAAACUGCAUCGUCAACGAGAGCAUGCUGACAGGUGAGAGUGUGCCUGUCACCAAGACCAGCCUACCCAGCUCAGGAGAAGAUGGGGCUGGCGUCUAUAGCAUAGAGGAACACAAGAGACACACACUGUUCUGUGGCACUCACAUCAUUCAGACCCGCUUCUACACCGGGGAACUGGUCAAGGCCGUGGUGGUCAGGACUGGUUUCAGCACAGAGAAGGGCCAGCUGGUGCGCUCCAUCCUGUACCCCAAGCCCACUGACUUCAAGCUGUACAGAGAUGCCUAUCUCUUCCUGCUCUGUCUGGUGGGAGUGGCCGGCAUUGGCUUCAUCUACACCAUCGUCCUCAGCAUCAUAAACCAGGUUCCAGCCAAAACCAUAGUGGUUGAAUCUCUGGACAUUAUCACCAUCACGGUGCCCCCGGCGCUGCCUGCAGCCAUGACAGCUGGCAUCGUCUAUGCCCAGCGCCGGCUGAAACGUGUGGGUAUCUUCUGCAUCAGUCCCCAGAGGAUCAACAUCUGUGGCCAACUCAACCUCGUCUGCUUCGACAAGACUGGUACUCUCACUGAAGAUGGUUUGGACCUUUGGGGGAUCCAGAGAGUUGAAAAUGGCAGUUUCUCUCCCCCAGAGGAUGACCCAGCCAAUGAGACACUAGUCAGGUCCUCGUUUGUGUCUUGCAUGGCCACCUGCCACUCUCUGACCAAGCUAGAGGGAGAACUCUCCGGAGACCCAAUGGACCUCAAGAUGUUCAACGCUACAGGCUGGAUUCUAGAGGAGCCAACAGAGGAAGAAACAGCCCUCCACAAUCCCAUAAUGCCCACCGUGGUGCGGCCACCCAAACAGGUGCUCCCAGAGGUCAACCAGGAAGUCAAUCUAGCACAAAACAUGGAGCUGUCUGAGCUGACGUUGUCCUAUGAGAUUGGGAUCGUCCGCCAGUUUCCUUUCUCUUCGGCUCUACAGAGGAUGAGUGUGGUGGUCCGGAAGCUGGGGGAGAAGCGCAUGGACGCCUACCUCAAGGGGGCGCCAGAGGUUGUGGCCAGCCUCUGCGCAGAGGACACAAUACCAGAGAGCUUCACAGAGACCUUGGAGUUUUACACCAGGCAGGGGUUCAGAGUCAUAGCCUUGGCCCAUCGCCAGCUGGAGGCCAAACUCUCCUGGCACAAGGUCCAGAACCUCAACAGAGAUCUCAUAGAGACCAAUAUGGAGUUCCUUGGGCUCAUAAUCAUGCAAAACAAGCUAAAGGAAGAGACUUCUGGGGUUUUAAAAGACCUGCGACGUGCAAACAUCCGCACUGUGAUGGUUACAGGCGAUAAUAUGCUAACCGCUAUAUCAGUAGCCAGAGACUGUGGGAUGAUAACCCCUCAUGAGAGGGUCAUCGUAGCAGACGCCACACCUCCCAAAGACAUCCAUCCUGCUACGAUCAAUUGGCACUACACAGAGAACCACGUCACCAGCAAAGACAACCGUGUUGAGUCAGUGGAAAUCAGCCUUGAGGAUUUGGGCCAUGUGGCUUAUGGUGAGCAGCACAAGCAGCAGGAGCAGGGAUACCACUUUGCCAUGAGUGGCAGGUCCUUUGCUGUCAUCACCGAACACUUCCCUGACCUAGUCCAAAAGCUGGCACUGCAUGCCACAAUAUUCGCCCGCAUGGCUCCUGACCAGAAGACUCAGCUGGUAGAGGUCCUACAGAGUGUGGACUAUACUGUAGGGAUGUGUGGUGAUGGUGCCAAUGACUGUGGCGCCCUAAAGAGAGCUCACAGUGGGAUCUCUCUGUCAGAGCUGGAGGCCUCGGUCGCCUCCCCCUUCACCUCCUCCACCGCCAACAUCUCCUGUGUGCCCAACCUCAUUAGAGAGGGGAGAGCUGCUCUCAUCACCUCCUUCUGUGUGUUCAAGUUCAUGGCCCUGUACAGCAUCAUCCAGUACCUCAGUGUUACGCUCCUCUACUCUAUCCUCAGCAACCUGGGAGACUUCCAGUUCCUCUUCAUUGACGUUGCUAUCAUUCUGAUCAUUGCCUUCACAAUGAGUCUGAACCCGGCGUGGAAGGUUCUGGUGGCGCAGCGCCCCCCGUCCAGUCUAAUCUCAGGCCCUCUGCUGUUCUCCGUGCUGACCCAGAUCCUCACCUGUCUGGCCUUCCAGAUCUUGGCCUUCCUCUGGGUCCGGGGCCAGAACUGGUACGAGAAAUGGACGCCCCUCUCAGAUGCUUGUAAUGUUUCCAGUGCCAAUCUCACCCAUGGUCCCAACAUAACGUCACAUGUCGACCACAAGAACAUCAGGAACUAUGAGAACACUACACUCUUCUACGUCUCCUCCUUCCAGUACCUGGCAGUGGCCAUCAUCUUCUCCAAGGGAAAACCUUUCAGACAGCCAAGCUAUAAAAACUGGCCGUUCAUGCUAUCCUGUAUGGCUCUGUACAUAUUCCUCUUCAUGAUCAUGCUGUAUCCUGUUCCUGCCAUCGACAAUUUCCUGGAGAUUGUGUGUGUUCCCCAUGAAUGGCGCAUAACAGUGGUCAUCAUUGUCCUAGUGAACGCUGCUGUGUCUUUCCUAUUGGAGACUUUGGUCCUUGACAUCAUCUUAUGGAAGCUGGUGUUCAGUCGAGACAAGCAGGGGGGCAGCGAUGGCAUGGCCGUCACCUCCGCUACUCUCACACCUCAGUCUGCUAAUGAGCGUUGGUGCACGGCGUUCCUCUCCUGGCUGUUCUGUCGGAAGGGGAAGACCCCCAGAGUGCGCUACAUGCAAGUCGCCCAGGAGCUGCAGGAGGACCCCGACUGGCCCCCCAAACCUGCUACCGUCACCUACACCACCAGCACCCGCCACCACACUGUCAGCAUGUGACACAUGGCCACACCCACAUAUAGCUGCAAAAAAAUAUAUUUAACCAGGCAUGUCAGUUAAUAACAAAUUCUUAUUUACAAUGACGGCCUACCCCGGCCAAACCCUCCCCUAACCCGGAUGACGCUGGGCCAAUUGUGCGCCGCUCUAUGGUACUCAUGAUCAUGGCCAGUUGUGAUACAGUCUGGGAUCGAACCAGGGUCUCUAGUGAUGCCACUAGCACUGAGAUGCAGUGUCUUAGACCACUGUGCAACUGGGGAGGCAUACAGUACCUAGUCUAGAACCUUCCAUUCCCCGGACCAGGUUUAUAACCAGUAUCAAGUAUAGUACCUUCCUUUGCCUGGACAAGUAGGGCUGUGAUGAUACCAGUAUAGCAAUAUUUUUUCCAUGGCAAAAAUGAAAACAUGAAGCAGACCAAACUCUUAAGUAUUUUAAAAACCUGCUGUAAGUAAAAUAUUGUUUGCAAUAGGCAGGUUGGUUGUUGAGUAACAAAACGGACGCGUGCGUAACUAUGAGGAAAAACAGAUGGGUUGGCUUAGAUUGUUGACAACAUGUCAACUAUAUUUAUUCUCCAAUGUUUAUUGAAAACCAAAAUCCAUUUGCACAAUGAGCACUUGUCUCUCAAAUACAUUGUAAAAGUUGUUAGCUAGCUAGCGAAUUUGAGCCAUAUUAGCAUUGACAUGAAAUCAGUCAAAACACCUCAAAACAAGACAUGGUAUCAAGAAGAUGAAACUAGCUGAAAUGAGUCACUUGCGAUUCCCCACAUGGCAGUUUCUUGUAAUUUUUGGUAUCUAUCUAGCCAUCCAGAAUCACAACAACGCAGACUUCUGCCCCAUUUGAUGUGUGUGCAUCGUUUUCGUGACAUUGUCAGCUAACCCAUCUAUAGCUAGGAAAAUAAAUAAAUGUGACUCCAACAUAAGGGCUGUUUUCCUAAAGAAGUUAAAUCUGCUUUGUUUUUCCUAUCCAAGAUAAUAACAAGUAUCGCAAUACUGAUAUCGUCCCGUCCCUAGUUUAUAACCAAUAUCGAGUCUAGAAACUUCCAUUGCCUGGACAACUGACCUGGUUUAUAACCAAUAUCGAGUCUAGAACCUUCCAUUGCCUGGACAACUGACCUGGUUUAUAACCAAUAUCGAGUCUAGAGCCUUCCAUUGCCUGGACAACUGACCUGGUUUAUAACCAAUAUCGAGUCUAGAACCUUCCAUUGCCUGGACAACUGACUGGUUUAUAACCAAUAUCGAGUCUAGAACCUUCUGUUGCCUGGACAACUGACCUGGUUUAUAACCAACAACGCGCCAACAACGCGUCUAGAACCUUCCAUUGCCUGGACAACUGACUGGUUUAUAACCAAUAUCGAGUCUAGAACCUUCCAUUUGCCUGGACAACUGACCUGGUUUAUAACCAAUAUCGAGUCUAGAACCUUCCAUUGCCUGUACAACUGGCCUGGUUUAUAACCAAUAUUGAGUCUAGAACCUUCCAUUGCCUGGACAACUGACUGGUUUAUAACCAAUAUCGAGUCUAGAACCUUCCAUUUGCCUGGACAACUGACCUGGUUUAUAACCAAUAUCGAGUCUAGAACCUUCCAUUGCCUGGACAACUAGCCCCAUAUCCAGGACUAAACAAAAAGAAUCAUGUGAAAUCACAUCAUGAGCUUGCAAUCAGACUGUGAUCCUGUCAACUUCUUGACCCUAACUAGACCUUAACUGCUCUGUCCUUACCCAUAACCCCCAAACCACACAUAGAACCCCAGCAAUGUGACUACUGACAGGUUGCCCCAUACUGGGCACAUAUUACCCUCUUUUUGCUAUUAGUUUAGCCUUGGUGUCGAGGCCCAGAGAUUAUGUCUUUCCAAUACAGGGCUUGCCUUGCACUCACCACUGGUUGAUUUUUCAGCUUCACAAAGACUAAGAACUAUGGAAUCGUCCACUAACACUUUCUCACCUGCCUUGAUUGCUGCUCCAACGAAAUGUCAAGAGUUAAAGAGAACGUGUGAACAGGACCGUACUGAGGGAAAUGGAGGGAUUUUUAAAUAUUUUUUAUCAACACACCCAGAUUAUGCAUUUUGAAAGCACUGUGUGUGUGUUUUAAGCGUGAGUGGUACUACUGUAUUUGCCAAGAUUGAAUAACAUUCCAAUGCACCAAUAAUAUAUUGCUGUGUUUCUCUGAGAAUUUGCUACGCUUUAUGAAUGUAAUUCUUCCUGUGGAAGUAUGUGAGUGUCCGUGACUCUUGUGAAACCUGAACACUUGAGUUGAUCUGAUGCCUGUGUGUGUGUGCAGGGUUUUUUCUGCAUAGAAAAGUCUUGGGCAAGACUUAAUAAAAAAUUAUUGGGAUGGGAAAACAUUUUCAGUGUAAACUUAAAUGACUUAAACCAUAUAUAUAUAUAUAUAUAUAUAUAUAUAUAAAUAUGAUGAUCUUUGAGAACUAACAAUCACCCCAAAUAAAAUCUAGCCCGUUAGGGAGAAUCAAAAAUUAGAAAAAUUAUGCAUUCAGUAUUUUUGUCAUGGCAUGGGGCCCCCUUUGAUUUUGUUAUGUUUGAGUCACUCCGAUAGCAUAACAACACAUAAGACAUGGCAAAAUGUGUAGAUUUGCUGAAAAUGUAUAUUGAAAAUUAUUCUUCUCUCACAUCAUGACAUAUGUGUAGAAUUGCAGGACAUUUUUUUCUGCGGCCAAGAGGGCCUCUAAAAUGUUCAGUCGGCAACCGCACUAUUCACCACGCCCCCGUCACAGCCACGAUCCUAACCCUAAUUUUGCUCCAGAAAAAAACCUGGUGGGUGUGUGUGCACGUACAUUCCUGUACGUAUUUAUUUGGACGCUGAAGCUAAAACGUUUUAAUUCAGCUCUAUACUUUAGCAUUUUGGAUCUAAGAUCAAAUGUUUCAUAUGAGGCGACAGUACAGCAUGGCACCUUUUUAUUGUCAGGUAUUUUCAUAUAUAUCUUUAACCAUUUAGAAAUGAAAGCACUUCAUGUAUCUAGUCCUCCCAUUUUAAAGGCGUCAAAUACUUGAAACGUUCAAAUAGGUGGACUAAAUACAUGAAGGGCUUUCAUCUCUAAACGAUAAAACGGAUACGUAUGAGAAUACCCUCAAAUAAAAAGGUGACAUUCUGUACCAUCUCCUCAUAUGAAACAAUUGAUCUCUGUAGAAUAGCGGACCUAGAGUAUCCAAGUGAGGUGACGGGUGGGAAUGAGGUGAUGUAACAUUUUGUAACAUUUAUAAACCAUUGCACCUGACCUAAUUGCUGCUUUUAUUAAAGGGAAUUAUUUUGAAAAGAAAUCACAUUUUUAUUGUAUUUUAUAUUCUCUGAGAUUAACAGCUAAUUUUAAUCUGUUUUUUCAAUUUGUACAUGGUUUACAACUGAUGUAUUGUCUAGUAUACACUACCAUUUAAAGGUUUGGGGUCACUUAGAAAUGUCCUUGUUUUUGAAAGAAAAGCACACAAAAAAAUCCAUUAAAAUAACAUCAAAUUGAUCA
This is a messenger RNA of Oncorhynchus kisutch (coho salmon), 7575 nucleotides long. Its product is annotated as probable cation-transporting ATPase 13A3. Gene Ontology annotation, cellular component: late endosome membrane. NCBI's taxonomy places the organism in Eukaryota, Metazoa, Chordata, Actinopteri, Salmoniformes, Salmonidae. Bases 348 to 4112 code for a protein of 1254 amino acids. Gene Ontology annotation, biological process: polyamine transmembrane transport; intracellular calcium ion homeostasis. The transcript is spliced from 33 exons. The record is from RefSeq and is a predicted model, not a curated record. Gene Ontology annotation, molecular function: ATP hydrolysis activity; ATPase-coupled monoatomic cation transmembrane transporter activity; P-type ion transporter activity.